Morus notabilis is the source of this 2157-nucleotide messenger RNA. Its product is annotated as trihelix transcription factor PTL. The record is from RefSeq and is a predicted model, not a curated record. The transcript is spliced from 3 exons. Lineage: Eukaryota; Viridiplantae; Streptophyta; Magnoliopsida; Rosales; Moraceae. Bases 137 to 1996 code for a protein of 619 amino acids.
AAAAAAACCUCAGUCUCUCUCAGUUCAACCUUUUCUCAUUCCUCUCCUCUCUCUCAACUGGCUGUAGCCUGCGGUACUACUAAGACCACUUUCUCUCUCUCUCUCACUUUCUCUCUCUAAACAGUAAGCAAAAUUAAUGGACGACCCGUACGGACUACCGGCGGAAUUCAGGCACUUCACGGCGACGACGACGAGACCUGAUCAUCACCAGCACGAUCACCCAGUUACUAAUUUCCCAGCUGAGCCCAGCUUCUCCGUCCACCGGAAUCUGACGCCACCUUUCCCGUUAGUCUCCGGUGGUGGUUUAGUGGAGUUUGGUUCUGAUAAUCAUGAUCAUCAUCAUGGUCAUCAUAUUGCUCAUCAUGAUCAUCAUCAGUUGAUCUCUGGCGCUACUAGUUGCGCAUUAAUGUAUGGUCAUCAUGAUCAGACGGUGGAGAGGUGUGGAGGAAUAUGGAAUAACAAUAAUAGUAGUAUUGGUGGGAAUAUUAUUAUGGAUGGUAACAAUGAAGGAAACAACAGUCGGUGGCCAAGACAGGAGACUCUCACUCUUCUUGAGAUUAGAUCUCGUCUCAAUUCCAAGUUCAAAGAUACUAAUCAGAAAGCUCCUCUCUGGGAUGAAGUUUCUAGGAUAAUGGCUGAGGAACAUGGGUACCAUAGGAGUGGGAAGAAAUGCAAAGAGAAGUUCGAGAAUUUGUACAAGUACUACAAGAAAACCAAAGAAGGUAAAGCUGGGAGACAAGAUGGGAAACACUACCGAUUCUUUCGUCAACUCGAAGCCAUCUAUGGAGAUCAAACUAGCAAUAUUAAAUCAUCCUCAUUGCUCUUAAACACCAAUGAUCUCAGUAGAAAUCCCCUUCUUUAUGAUCACCCCAUGACCAGUACAACUAGUACUCCCAAUCUCAACAUGAGGACAACCAAUAUUAACCAUGAAAGCCUUAGCUUCUCCAUUACUUCGACUGAAUUCGAAACUUCAUCCUCGGAGAACAACAAUGAAGACGAUCUUUCGACCAUUGCUAAUUUCAAGAUGAAGAUGAAAGGGGGCAUAAUUAACAAUGAAAGGCCGAGUAGGAAUUGCUCAUUGUCAUGGAAGUCGAAGGUUGAGGACUUUGUGGAUGAGCAGAUGAAGAAGAUCAUGGUGACACAAGAGACAUGGAUGGAGAAGAUGCUGAAGAGCAUUAUAGAUAAAGAGGAAGAGAGAUUGGUCAAAGAAGAAGAAUGGAGAAAACAAGAGGCUGCGAAAUUCAACCAAGAAGUAAGUGAAUUUUGGGCCAAGGAGAAAGCUUGGGUCGAAGCUCGAGAUGUCGCUUUAAUGGGGACUUUGAAGAAGUUUAGAGCUGGAAAGGGAAUUGAAUUGCCUUCUUUUCCUGAGAGAGUGAUUGGAAAGGAUCAUAUUCGGAGCGAUAUGAGUAGUUGUGCUAGUUAUCAUAGAUGGAGUGAAGAGGAGAUUUCUAGCUUAAUAGAACUGAGAAGUAAGUAUAACAUGGAAGAGACUUUUCAAGGAGGAUUAAGUGAGUAUGUGAAGGAUGGGAUUUGGGAGGAAAUAGCUUCAAAAAUGGCUUCUUUGGGGUAUGAUAGAACUUCACUUGAGUGUAAAGAGAAGUGGGAGAGUGCAAGUGUUUAUGUUAGAAUGACAAGUGAGUGUAGAAAGAAGAGGAAAGAAGAUUAUUACAAAAGCAGUGCUGCUUAUUUUGAUGAUGAUCAUGAUGAUCAAUUGAAUCUAAAACAAGAGCAUAAUAUUCAUGAUGAGAGGCAUAAUAUUCAUGAUCACAUGGGACUUCAACUGAUGGAUGAAGGCCUUUCACCUUCAACUUCCAAUGUAGGCACUCAACUGCAAUAUCCCAACAGCUGCUUUCACCUUCUGUUUGGAGAGGGAGAAAACUUGUGGGAAAAAUAUGGUGGUCUGAAGCUCACUAAAGAUAAGAUGAACCGACAAGUGUAUAACAAGUAUUUAAAGCUGCGCAACGGGUUUGCUUGGGGUGAUGUUGAAUUAAGUUAGCAGCAGGCUUAAUUUGUUUUGUCCCGUGUAAGGAAAACAUAUCCUAUUGACUUGACGUUAUAUCAGUCUCUUCUAGCUAGCCAGAAUAUUAUAAUGAAUAAUUAUGUAUGUAUAUGUCUAGCUUGUCUAUAAGCAGAAUGCUGAAGAAUAUCAUUAACAAA